Molecule: messenger RNA, 1749 nt
Organism: Stegastes partitus (bicolor damselfish)
Lineage: Eukaryota; Metazoa; Chordata; Actinopteri; Pomacentridae
Product: collagen alpha-1(II) chain-like
Exons: 18
Coding region: 1-1749 (582 amino acids)
Molecular function (GO): protein binding
Source: RefSeq, a predicted model, not a curated record
AUGGGCCCCUCGUUGCGCUCUAGGAUUACCGUCUGCCUGGUCCUCACCUUGGCUCAGGUGAUCGCUGUGACCUGCCAAGAAGAUGCCAAGAACGUUUGUGAGGACGAGGUUUGUGAGGAGCUCGGUGGCUGUUUGGAGGCCGCGACUCCGGAGGGCGAGUGUUGCCCCGUUUGCUCCACGGCGGCACCCAGGAAUCGAACCGACGCAGAUGGCUGCACAGAAAACGGCACCACCUACUCCAACAAUCAGAUCUGGAGCCCCGAGCCUUGUCGGGUCUGUAUUUGUGAGUCGGGGACGGUGUUUUGUGAGGAGGUGGUCUGUGAAGAGCCGAGGGGCUGCGAGACAAGCGAGGCCCCAGAGGGCGAGUGUUGCCCCCAGUGCUCAGCACCACUCAGCCCUAACGUGGACAAUAACACCGAUUCCUGCACAGAGGCCGGCACAGUCCACUCCAACAAUGACAUAUGGAGGCCCGAGCCGUGUCGAGUCUGUAUUUGUGAAAUGGGGACGGUGUUUUGUGAGGACGUGGUUUGUGAGGAUGUAGGUGACUGCGCUGCCACAGAGAUCCCGGAGGGCGAAUGCUGCCCCGUGUGUUCGGCUGCAGAACUGCGGCCUGGCGCUGAUACCGAAGCUGACACCUGCACAGAAAAUGGAAAAGUCUACGGCAACAACGACAUGUGGAGCCCGGAGCCCUGCAAGGUGUGCGUGUGCGACUCGGGCACGCCGGUGUGCGAGGACGUGGUUUGCGAGGACCUCGGCGGGUGCCAGAAGACGGUGACGCCGGAGGGGGAGUGCUGCCCAGUUUGCCUGACUGCAGGUUCAACGCUGACGCCCAGCACGGACCCUGAAACAGGUCUGGAUGAGAAGAAAGGCGACGGCUGCACGGUGGACGGCGAGCUCUACCACCACAACGACAUCUGGAAACCCGAGCCGUGUCGCGUGUGCGUCUGCGACAACGGCGUGGCCAUCUGCGACGAGGUUCAGUGCGACACGUUGUCCAACUGCGAGAAGGUGGUGACGCCUGAGGGCGAGUGCUGCCCCGUGUGCGACACCUUCGCCAGCGCCGGCAGGAUGAUCGAAAUUAUGGGCUUCAAGGGACAGAAAGGAGAACCUGGUGAUAUUCCAUAUGUGGUGGGGCAUCCUGGACUUCCAGGACCUGCAGGUCCUCCAGGAGCUCAGGGAAACACUGGACCAAGAGGCUUCAAAGGCAGAAGAGGAUUCCAGGGACCUCCAGGGUUUGACGGAGAGCCUGGUGUUCCAGGAAACCCAGGAGAACCAGGACCGCCUGGAUACCCUGCUGCACCGGGGGGACACCUGGUGUCUCAGAUGGCGUCGGGUUUCAGUGAGAAGUCGGGUCUUGCUGGGAUGGUGACAGGAACCCGGGGCCCACCUGGUGGCCAGGGGAUCCCUGGAGAGGCCGGAGACACGGGGCCCAUGGGAGAGCCGGGUCAUCGAGGACCAGACGGACCGUCGGGAAAAGCAGGACCUGAUGGAGAAGCCGGACCUUCAGGUGCAACAGGAGAAACCGGAUUUCCAGGAUCAGCGGGUGCCAGAGGAUUCCCAGGACUCCCAGGUCAUCCAGGACUGAAAGGCCACAAAGGAACCGCUGGACUGGUUGGGUCAAGAGGUGAAUCUGGACCAGCAGGAAACAAGGGAGUUUCUGGUACUCCAGGCGGUAUGGGCGCCCCCGGACCCGUGGUGGGUAGAACUCACAGUCGCUGCAGAACCAGGAGUCCGACGCACAAAUACUGA